Molecule: messenger RNA, 2736 nt
Organism: Acanthosepion pharaonis
Lineage: Eukaryota; Metazoa; Mollusca; Cephalopoda; Sepiida; Sepiidae
Source: the annotation of a GenBank genome assembly
AUGUCACUGCUGUCACCGUUGGCAAUUUACGGUGUCCGAAAAGCGGAAGGAUACAAUGUUGUAGUGAUUUUUUUGUCUGCCGACUUUUAUUGCCGGCCUCCCUUGUUUAGAAAGGGUCUCGGCUGGCACAAAAUGGCGCAUUAUACAUCAUCUUUGUCUUCCUCGAUUCGAAGCAAAUCCAGCUCAAAAAACAGUGAUGAAAUUUUCUAUGAAAGCCAAGGAAUUGAAGCAGCACAUAUUGUUGAGCUUCUUCAGAAGGAAAUAGUAUAUCUGACAGGUGGACGAGACAAAGAAGGAGGCCCAAUUUUAACUUUCCCUAUGCAUGAUGGACCCGUGUCUUUCACUCAAAAUGACAUUUAUGAUUGUGUUCAGUAUUUGUCACAUAUUCCAAGUGAAGAAUCUCGCCAUCAAGGUUUCACUGUGAUUGUAGACAACCAAUAUGAUACAUGGCCUGAUCUAAGAUAUCUCUUAGCUAUCUUAAAGGAAUCUCUCCAAGGAAACUUGAAGAGAAUUUUGGUUGUGAAAACUUCAUUAGAAGAAAGACCUAGACGUCUGAGUGUAGAUCUUGCUGAUAAGUUGCAGUAUGUUACUCUCAAAUAUCUGCCAACAUACAUCAGUCCUUAUCAACUAACUGCUAAUCUUGGGGGCCUUUUGCCUUUCAAACACUGCCACUGGCUUCAGAAUCGUAUGGAUUUUGAAAAAUUUAUGAAAGAAGCCAGAACUGCCUCAGUUCAUUUGAACAAUGCUGAAGUUCAAGUGAAUAGAGCUUUUGCCAAAGAAGGAGCCUCAAGUCCAUUUGCUUCCAUGAGGCGGAGGCAUAACUGGAAUAAGUCUGUGAUGUCUGUACCUGAAAGUGUAAUUACUGAUGGAAAGGUGCUACUUCGACAACUCCAAAAUGAUGGGGAAUCAGCAUAUACAAGAGAAGAAGAUGCAAUAACCACUUUAGACAACUUAGAAACACAGAAACAAGUGAAAAGAGUCAUUCGUUUUUUGGAACACAAAAUGGAACAACUCUGUGAAAUCCAAGAGGCCAAAAGCAAGUCCAAAAUUUUCAGCCAAGAAGUUAUAGAUUUGCAGGAUUCCAUGAAAAUGGUUGUUGACUGGAUUCUUGGUCCAGGAGAAAAGCUACUUGCCUCCAUGACUGACAUUGGAGACAGUUGUGAAUCUGCAGAAGUGCUCCGAAAAAGACAUGAAGAAUUAGAGAUUAAAUGUGCUGAGACUUAUGGCAAUUAUGCAGAACUUCGGCACAAGUCUGAAGAAGUCAUCCAAGAAAAUGAAUCCUUUUCUUCAAAUAUUCUUGCCCAGAGAGAUUACAUGGAUACUGUGUGCAGAGGUUUUGCCAGUCGUUUGGAGAGACGCAAAAUUUUACUAAUAACUUCUGUUCGUUUUCAUCGAUUUGCUGAGGAUUUAUCUUCUCAUUUGGAUGAAUUAUUGGAAUUAUUAUGCUCUGAAGUAAAAGUUGAAGAUGCAGCAGCUGCAGAAAUGGAACUGAGCACUUUGAAUGACAAAUGCAAAGAAAUAGAUUCUUUGGCCAAUCAAACACUCAAUGAUGGACAAAGCUUAUUGGAUGAAAUGUCUCGACCAAUGAAAAAUUCAUCUGGAGUAGACAUAACUCCAAAUUAUUCUAAUCAGAUAAAACACAUAAACAAAAGUGUGGAAGAUUUGCAAGAGCGAAAACUUCGAUGUGAUGAACUGGCUGAUGUUCGCAGGUUAAAACUUCAACAAAUUCUUCAACUCUUCACUUGUGAAAGAGAUGCUGAUCAGGCUGUUCAGUGGAUCUUGGAGCUUUGUGAUGUCAUGGUAAAAAGUCACACUGAGAUGGGACAGACAAAAGAAGAUAUUGAAAAGCUACAAGAGGAACAUAAAAAUUUUGAAUCAACUGCUUUAGGGACUUAUCAAUAUGGAAAACAACUUUUAGAAGCUGCUCUUUUUCUUAGACGCUCUUUGCGAUACAGUUUGGAUGAUAAUAACCUUGUGGCUGAACAACUGGAAAGAGCUUGGAAAAAGUUCUCCCAAGGAACCAUGGAAAGAGCCACCCGGCUCACUCUUUUAGCAAUGUUUAUAUCAUCUUCUGACAAGAUUUUGGAUCGAAUCAACCAAGUCUUCACAGAAAUAUCUGAUCUUGUUGAGAACAAAUUUCGAAGAGGAGCAGAGCUGAGAAAAAAAUAUCAACCAAUUUGUGAUGUUCUUUUUGAUGAUUCUCUGGAAACAAUCCAAAUGGGAAAGGCUUUACUUGAUCGUCUUGCCCUGCCUGUAAUUGUAGCUGAUGAAAGCAACAAGAAUUUUUUGACAGAUGACAAUAUUGCUUCCUCAACCAUUAUGGCAAGUCUACAAAAAUUGGAACUAAUGAUUGCUGAACUGCAUGACUACUGGAAUGAACUUCUCAGAUCUGACAAUACUGUCUUACAAACAGUUGAAGUUAAUCCACAACCAAUCACAACUGCUCCAAUUGCACCUUUUCAAACCAAGCCCGCCUCUCCAAGCAGGCUAGGCCAUCCCACAUAUGAUUCUAUAUCACAAGAAAAAAAUACUUUGUUAGGUAGUGCUAUGAGUCCAAGUUCAAAUAAUAAUUUUGUCAGUACGGAUGGCACUCGUAUAACUGCUAAUAUCCAAGGGAUUCCUGCAGGCAAUUCACUUGAUAUAUUCCCUAUAGAAUCUUCCCCAUAUGAACACAAUAUGGCAGGAUAUAAUGAUGAUGAUCUCCUGCAAAGAUUACAUGAUGUAAGUAUUGUUUAA